Messenger RNA from Arachis stenosperma, 828 nucleotides. RefSeq lists its product as uncharacterized. NCBI's taxonomy places the organism in Eukaryota, Viridiplantae, Streptophyta, Magnoliopsida, Fabales, Fabaceae. The record is from RefSeq and is a predicted model, not a curated record. Bases 1 to 828 code for a protein of 275 amino acids. The transcript is spliced from 2 exons.
AUGUCAACUCGCGGACGCGGUCGCGGGCGAGGUAGAGGCGACAGCCGAGGCACUGGUAAUCAGAUAAAUCAGGGAAAUCAUGGGAACAAUAAUGAUGAGGGCGGUCCAAUGACACUUGCUACAUUUCUGAAAGUUCACCCUCCGACUUUUAGAGGAACCUCAAAUCCCACUGACGCAGAUAAUUGGAUUCAGGCUAUGGAAAGGGUGUUACAGGCACAACAGGUUCCUGAAGAGCAAUGGGUUGAAUUUGGAACUUAUCAGUUGCAAGGUGAAGCUCAGUAUUGGUGGCAGGGAACACGACAUAUCCUGCAUCCUGAUGGUGCUGCGAUUCCUUGGGAGGUUUUCCGGACAGAGUUCUAUAAGAAAUACUUUUCUAAUUCAGCUAGAAAUGCCAAGGAACUUGAAUUAAUGCAGUUAAAGCAGGGACAGAUGACUGUUGCUGAGUAUACCAGUAAAUUUGAGGAGUUAUGUCGCUUUUCUCGUAUCUGUCAAGGUGCGCCUGAAGAUUUUGCUGAAUGGAAGUGUAUUAAAUAUGAGGGAGGUCUUCGGAGCAAUGUUCUGAGCUUCGUUACCCCAAUGGAGAUCAGGGUGUUUUCUGAAUUGGUGAAUAAGAGUAGGGUGGCUGAGGAUUGUGUGAGGAAGGCGGCAGCAGAGAAAGGGAGUUUGAGGGUGCCUUUUCAGAGACCUUCAGGAAGGAACUUUGCUCCGAGAGGUAGGAAUUUCAAACAUGGAGGCUCUGUUCCGCAACAGACUCAGGGUCAAGGUAAUUACAGAAGGCUGAAUACCAAUGUUAAUCAGGGAAGAAGGUUUGGGAAGCAGCCACAGUAG